CUCAGGUGUUGGAGGUUGUAGGUUUUGGAUACGAUAUUUUGACGUGCUGCUUUUAGACCCGCUUGGCUAUCUCAUCCUAUGAGGAUUUUUUUUGUAAGCACGUUACAAGAUUUUCUAGGGUACAGUAUUUCUGUUUAAAAGACCGUUGUGUACUGACCUAAUGAGUUUGACUGUUCACCUUUUUGGUUUGCUCCAUACCUGACCCGGAUCGCAGAUUUUGAAGUCAUCUGUAUACCAUAACUGUAUUCGUUUUUCUCCUGAUAUCUUUGUACUCAGUAAACAUUUUUUUUCUCGGUGUAACCUCUUUAUAUUUUCAUCUACUGACUUCACGCGGGUCUUUGUUAAUUGAAAGAUUGACUAGAAUAUUGUGCCGUUGUACUUGAGCUGGUUAUGAAGGGUAUUUCAGUAUAAAAACCUGUUCUAUUGUCUUCGGAAUCGUUUUGCAUGCGAUUUCUGUCAACCGCUAUCUCGACGCGGUUUAUUACCGACGGUCGUGACAACCCUUGAGUGAUGAAACGGACCUUUCGAUACUUUCUUUGUGGCUGCGAUUGAAUGGAGGAAGGCGCCGGGAGAACAAAGCCGGCACAUAGUCGGUUUUCUUUCUUGCCUCUUGAAAAGAUCGAAGAUCAAAAGGGUGGUUGAUGGUUGAUUCCCCCUUGCCAACAUUUCUCUACACAAUCCUAUAUUUGGUUAUUGUAGGAAUAGGUCCUCGCCUAAUGAAAAACAGAAAACCUUUCAAGCUCAACUGGUGCCUUGUUCCGUACAACUUAGCCAUGAGCUUACUUAACUUAUACAUAGCAAUUGAGUUGCUAAUCGCAUCAACCAGGCUGAAAUAUAGUUACGUCUGCCAACCAAUCAAGCACAUAAACCACCAGGAAGAAAUGAGAAUAGUCAACGCAAUUUGGUGGUACUAUUUUUCCAAACUCCUAGAAUUUUGUGACACUUUCUUCUUUAUACUGAGGAAGAAAGAGAAACAGCUCACAUUCCUUCAUGUCUACCACCACUCGACCAUGUUUUCCCUUUGGUGGAUCGGUAUCAAAUGGGUUCCAAGCGGAUCCACAUUUCUCCCGGCAAUGGUCAACUCGUUCAUCCAUGUCCUCAUGUACGGUUACUACGGUUUAGCCGCUCUUGGACCCAACAUUGCCAAGUACCUCUGGUGGAAGAAAUAUCUCACGAUGUUGCAAUUGGUUCAGUUUACAACAGCAUUGAUUCUUGGAAUCAAUGGAAUCAGGUCUGGCUGUGAUUUCCCUCUAUGGAUGCAGUAUGCACUUGUCAUUUAUAUGAUUUCAUUUAUUGUUCUUUUUGGAAAUUUCUAUGCUCAAGCAUACAUAGAAAAGGGAAAACGUGCUGUGGGCUAUGGUGAUUUCACUGUAAAAGCAGUGCAACCGACAACUUCCUCAAAAAUGGAUUAAUUUUUCAUUUUACCUUCAAACCUAAACCCCCUUUUUUAUUUAUUUCCUCCCAGUCUCCUGA
Molecule: messenger RNA, 1473 nt
Organism: Cimex lectularius (bed bug)
Lineage: Eukaryota; Metazoa; Arthropoda; Insecta; Hemiptera; Cimicidae
Product: elongation of very long chain fatty acids protein 4
Exons: 6
Coding region: 642-1412 (256 amino acids)
Biological process (GO): very long-chain fatty acid biosynthetic process; fatty acid elongation, saturated fatty acid; sphingolipid biosynthetic process
Cellular component (GO): endoplasmic reticulum membrane
Molecular function (GO): fatty acid elongase activity
Source: RefSeq, a predicted model, not a curated record